Messenger RNA from Didymella exigua CBS 183.55, 1148 nucleotides. RefSeq lists its product as uncharacterized. NCBI's taxonomy places the organism in Eukaryota, Fungi, Ascomycota, Dothideomycetes, Pleosporales, Didymellaceae. The record is from RefSeq and is a predicted model, not a curated record. The transcript has a single exon. The annotation marks the transcript as partial.
GCGAGCUCAGUCAGGUUCUCGCUGUUCCUGUCCUUGCACUCUUUUUUGCACUGUUGUACUCAGCGUCUGCGUUCCUGCUUUUUGAUAGAGGUCGAGUUGUCUGAAGACAGUGCUACACACUUUCAUUUGCACCUUUCACCGCUUUGCCGCCACACGCUCCUUCCUCUCUAGAAGUCCCACCGUCCCACCCGUUCGUCUGCUUCACCGAGAGGCCGCCGCUAUGGUUUACAUCACGUCGGACCUCUUCGGUCCUGUCGACACACACAGCCAAUCUCAACACCACUGGCACAUCAUGACGGAAUCGCAUCACGACCCGGCGAGUCUGGGGAAGAGGAAAAGAAGCCUCGACGGAGACGCAACACAUAACAGUCGAGCACCUCGUCCUCAGCAUACGUCAUCUUUCGAUCGAAACAUCGACCACACGUACUCGCCGCACGCAAUGGGGCCUCGCCCACUUAAGCAGAUAAAGCGCCUCAGUCCAAUGUUCGCCGCUGUCAAAUCGACGUCACACCUCAUGGACACCGAGAACAGCACAAGCCCAGCAAGUGGCUUCACGAACAUCGAAGUCCCAUCGCCCGCCGUCAACGAUCUGCGAGCAUGCCAUGCAUGCAAGUCAGCACCAAAACGCAAAAAGGACCUCGAGAACUAUAUGGAUUGCAAACGCUGCGUCGGUCGAACAUGUUACAUUUGCGCAAGACAAUGCCUGGGUGGGUGUGGGAGGAAAGUCUGCAGAGAAUGCACUGCGGAAGUGGGGCAAGAGAGAGACUCGUGGUGUCUGGAUUGCCUACAGCAGGAGCAGUAUAUGAAGUGAGCUAACGAACGGUUCGAUACGAUAUCAGGGACAAGGGUGGAAGAACUUGGCAUUUAUCAUUUCUUAACGUGGCAUAUUGAGCGUUUGGGACAGUAUCAACUUAUUGGGAUUCCUUUUGAAUGUAUGGCGUAAAGGAGCGAAAGAUAGUGGGUCUAUUGUAACGAAAAUGCAGUGCGGCUGUCUCAAGCGUCUUCACCUAGUUUGUUGGAUCGUGACAGCGCUCUCGAGCCCAAGAAAAAUGUGAAGGUUACAAGCAGAAGGCUAGAUCACGCUGCACAAGUAUUAACACAUGGCUGUCACAAUCAGCAGCGGUCACAAGCAGUGGCUUGUCUAUUUA